AGACAACGAAGAAGAAAACCCGGAAGUGUUUCCUCUGUCGGCUCCACAUGUACGCAUGUUGUUUAAUAUCAGGAGAUACUUACAAAGAGAUGAAACCGUGAAUUGAAAAGUUGAUUAGUUCUGUAGCUUGUUAAAGAUCAGUCUUUAAAGCACUUAUAUGUGCAUGUCAGUAGUUUACUGACCUGAAGGUUGUUCGUUGUUUCCAGACUCUGUUGGAAGAUGCUGAGUGAAACCGAGGCUGCAGAGCUGCUCUCCUUCCUGAGCCCCGAAACGCGCCCCGAUGUCAAAGGUCAAACCACAGAGUACAUCCUGGGGAUGUCUGGAAACCGGGACGGCUGCCGCUUCCUCCGCUCUAAAGCUGACUUGCUGCAUGCUGUGUUUGCUCUGACCUCUGACCCCUCUAUUGCCAUCGUGAAGGACUGUUACCACAUCCUCAUCAACCUGUCGGCUGACGAGACUCUGCACCAGGUUUUGGUGGCGGAUGUCAAAGUUCUUCCCGUCUUGUUAAAGAAGCUUCUGGAUCCAGAGUACGUGUUCGCUGAUCAGAUCUGCAGCAUCCUAUCCAACCUGACCCGCCACACCAAGACCUGCAAGACCGUGCUGAAGGUCCUCCAGGAGGAGGCCGGCCUGUCUCAGCUAGUGACCAUCUUCUGCACCGAAGGCUACAACAAGAAGGCAAAUUUCCACUAUCUGGGUCCGCUGCUGUCCAACCUGACGCAGCUGCCCGAGGCCCGAGACUACAUGAUGGAUAAGGACAGGUGUGUAAUCCAGAGGUUGUUACCCUUCACGCAGUACCAGGCGUCGGUGGUGAGGAGAGGAGGAGUCGUAGGGACGCUGCGCAACUGUUGCUUUGACCACGCACGUCAUGAGUGGUUGCUAAGCGACGCCGUGGACAUCCUGCCCUUCCUCCUGCUGCCACUGGCCGGUCCAGAGGAGCUGACGGAGGAAGAGAACGAAGGUCUGCCUGUGGACCUGCAGUACCUCCCGGAGGACAAGAAGAGAGAAGACGACCCCGACAUCAGGAAGAUGCUGCUGGAGACUCUGUUAUUGCUGACGGCGACCGGAGGCGGCCGGAACGCGCUUAAAGACAAGAGCGUGUAUCCCAUCAUGAGAGAGUUCCACCGCUGGGAGAAGGACGUCCACGUCACUGCAGCCUGCGAGAAACUGGUCCAGGUGCUGAUAGGAGACGAGCCGGAGCAGGGGAUGGAGAACCUGAUGGAGGUGGACAUCCCCGAGGACGUGGAGGUGAAACUGAAAGAGGCCGACGUCAAGGAGCAGGAGGAGCUGGAGAAGGAGCAGGAGGAGAUGAGACAGGAGGAGGAGAAGAAGAAGAGUGACGCACCGGGGACGGACAAAGGACAGGACGAUGGACUAACGCGGUGAAGCCUGUUUUAAGACGUGGCUUCGUCCGCUGAAUCUGAGAGUUAAAUGUGCUUUAUUCACAAAGAGCCACCAGGCUUCAGUGACGUCCUCCAGCUGGUCCCAAAGAGGAAGUGACAUCACUGCAACGGUUGAAGUGAAGGUGGGGAAUGACGUGAGAAGAGGACGAGGGUUUUUAUGUCUCUCACAGGAAGCUUCAGUAAAGGAUUUUGCAACUUAUCUGCCUGUCGGGGGCCUGAAAUAAAGUUGUGAGGGAAAAUCUUGAUGCUUCACCAUCUGUUGAAGUUCCCUCCUCUCCAAGGUUGUUGUUGUUGUUGUUUUCCUCCUGUGUGCAAAAGCACCAGCGGGAAAGAAAUAUGUUGCGAUGCGACUUAUGUCAGACCAAUUUCAACAACUUACAAAUAACUUUCAUUUUAAUAAUAGAUUAUGAAGGACAAAGGUGUCUGGUGUCUGAUGAGCGUCGGUGUGCAGUGACGCUCGGCGCCCACAGGGGGGCGGAGUCACUUCUCUGCUCUGCAACCAGCAGGAACGCACCUCAAAACGAAAGAAUGAGCAUUUAGCACCUGACAAUGUGACAACGGCAUAAGUCGAAUCAUCUGAGCUUCGGUGUAAAUUUUGGUUUUUGUUCCCUGUUAACUUUUUUUGAGUUUAAGUUCUGAUGAAUUGAGCUCGUUUCUGAUGGAAGCAGCUUCAUGUGAGCACAGAGAUCAGGCCUUCAAACGUUAGACAAGUGAGUGAGACUGAAGAUAAAACCAGGAACUAAC
This is a messenger RNA of Gasterosteus aculeatus aculeatus (three-spined stickleback), 2144 nucleotides long. It is a transcript of the gene hgh1, whose product is annotated as HGH1 cochaperone. NCBI's taxonomy places the organism in Eukaryota, Metazoa, Chordata, Actinopteri, Perciformes, Gasterosteidae. The record is from RefSeq and is a predicted model, not a curated record.